AUGACAGUCGCUACCACCGCUCUCCCCAGAGACGGAGAAGUGCCUAAUGCCCUUCAUACCAACGGGACCCCCCAUUCCAAUAGGACAAACUGGGCGCACAAGACAAACGGCAUCAACGGCACAGGAAAGCUACAUGGCCACUCUCAUACGAACAGCGCUUCUGAGGAAAAUCCCUUCACCAUCCCGAUGAGUGCCGACUAUGCCUACACACCCCGCAAACUCCGCGUCGUGACUAUCGGGGCCGGCUUUUCUGGUCUCCUGAUGGCCCAUAAAGUACAACAUCGUUUUCCAGAGUUACAGCAAUACGUUGAGCAUACCAUAUUCAAUCGAGUUGAUGGGAGAGUUACGGCGCUGUUCGGGGGAAGUGCAGUGUUGUUUAAUCGCAUACUCCAGGAUAUUCGGGCAGAGGACUUUGAGAUUGAGUAUAACAGUCCGAAUCCCUUCCGGUUCAUGGGGAAUGGGUUCACAGCUUGGGAGAUGGACGAGGAGAAUGAUCUGUCCUGGUACGUGGAGUUGCCGGAGGAAGUUCACUCAUGA
Molecule: messenger RNA, 537 nt
Organism: Aspergillus melleus
Lineage: Eukaryota; Fungi; Ascomycota; Eurotiomycetes; Eurotiales; Aspergillaceae
Exons: 1
Coding region: 1-537 (178 amino acids)
Source: RefSeq, a predicted model, not a curated record